Molecule: messenger RNA, 1161 nt
Organism: Prosopis cineraria
Lineage: Eukaryota; Viridiplantae; Streptophyta; Magnoliopsida; Fabales; Fabaceae
Exons: 1
Coding region: 1-1161 (386 amino acids)
Molecular function (GO): RNA-DNA hybrid ribonuclease activity; nucleic acid binding
Source: RefSeq, a predicted model, not a curated record
AUGGGAGCAAUGCUAGGUCAACACAAUGAUUCUGGAAAGAAGGAAAGAGCAAUUUAUUUCUUGAGCAAGAAGUUUAAUGAGUGUGAAGCUCGUUAUCCAAUGAUUGAGCGAACUUGUUGUGGACUAGUAUGGGCAACUAGAAGGCUAAGGCAAUACAUGCUUUACUACACUACCUGGCUAAUCUCGCGAGUAGACCCACUCAAGUACAUCUUUGAGAGCCCGCACAUUGCAGGUAGAGUACUAAAAUGGCAAGUUGUACUAUCUAAAUAUGAUAUAAAGCAUGUGAUGCAAAAGUCAGUCAAAGGUAGUGCGAUAGCAGAUCACUUGGCCAAUAAUCCUUUAAAGGAUAACCAGCCAUUAGAUUUUCAAUUUCCUAAUGAAGGCAUAUACACUACAGAAAAAGUUUAUGAUGAAGGAAAUGAUGAAGAGCAAGAAUGGGAAAUGUAUUUUGAUAGAGCCGCCAACAUGCAUGGAAAUGGGGUAGGAGUGGUAAUCAUUUCACUAGAAGGAAAACAAUUUCCAAUGGCCAUCAAAUUGAAAUUUGAUUGUACUAACAAUAUGGCAGAAUAUAAAGCUUGUGUUAAUGAUCUUCGACCAGCUAUUACCCUUGGUAUAUGGUGUUUGAAGGUAUUUGGUGAUUCAACACUCAUUAUUCAUCAAGUAACAAGAGAAUGGAGAACAAAGGAUGUAAAAUUGAUUCCUUAUCAAGAACUCCUAACAGAUUUGAUUAAGCAAUUUAAGAUUGUUAGCUUUCAUCACUUGACUCGAGAUAAAAAUUGUUUCGCUGAUGCUUUAGCCACUUUAGUAGCAAUGAUCCAACUUGAUUGUGGAGUCCAUGUCCAACCUAUUGAAGUAAAAGCUAGAAGCUUUCUAGCAUACUGUUUGAAUGUUGAAGAAGAUCAAGAAGAAUAUCCUUGGUUUCGGGAUAUUAAGGACUAUAUCACUAAGAGGUCAUACCCAACUGGAAUGACUAAGAAUGAAAAGAAAACCCUUCGUCAUUUGGCUAUGACAUUCUUUAUCAGUAAAGAUGUUUUGUACAAGAGGGGUUAUGAUGGUACCUUACUUCGCUAUGUGAGUUCAGAAGAAGCAAAGAAAAUUAUGGUUGAGGUACACGAGGGCAUAUGUGGCACGCAUGCGAAUGGUCACACUAUGGCUAGAUAA